AUGCACUCUAGUGUUGGUGUUCAUACAUCGCGAGCGUCGUUGACCCCCGCAGUGCUCACACUCCAACACCCCACAAUCUUCAGCAUCGCCGGCAACGACAUCGCGACGGCAGAGAUAACCGGCGGCAUUACCGUGCUGGCUUCGCGUGAUGCUUUCAACGAGACUCUAUCCUCAUCGGCUCGUCUCUUGCUCAUCGACAGCAACUGCAAGCUCCCCUUUCCGUACAGAUGUACAUCGAUGAAUAGCCAAGCUGCGCCGUGGCUUGCAAGGACAAGACAAGUUCAUCGCAGCGUCAACUCAAACAAGCAGAUGACCGAUAGGCUUGCCACGCAAUCCCACAUGAACAGGGAGAAGAACAUCCCACUAUUCACAGCUGCCAUCCCCUGGCUUGGGACCCUGCUCACGGAGAUCCGCGAGCGCGCAUCUACGAGCACGGGAGCGCCUAUAACAUUGAAGGCAGUAGGCGAUACACAACGGUGA
Bipolaris oryzae ATCC 44560 is the source of this 480-nucleotide messenger RNA. RefSeq lists its product as uncharacterized. The record is from RefSeq and is a predicted model, not a curated record. NCBI's taxonomy places the organism in Eukaryota, Fungi, Ascomycota, Dothideomycetes, Pleosporales, Pleosporaceae. The coding region runs from base 1 to 480 and encodes 159 amino acids. The transcript is spliced from 3 exons.